Molecule: messenger RNA, 4036 nt
Organism: Hippocampus zosterae (dwarf seahorse)
Lineage: Eukaryota; Metazoa; Chordata; Actinopteri; Syngnathiformes; Syngnathidae
Gene: efl1
Product: elongation factor like GTPase 1
Exons: 23
Coding region: 451-3819 (1122 amino acids)
Biological process (GO): cytosolic ribosome assembly
Cellular component (GO): ribonucleoprotein complex; cytosol
Molecular function (GO): ribosome binding; GTPase activity; GTP binding
Source: RefSeq, a predicted model, not a curated record
ACAAAUUGACAGUAAUUUGUUUCUCUCUUCUUUAUUUGACGUUGAUAACGAGAACCACCAUCUGAUGGCAAAGGUAGCGCUGCAAUUUUUACAUGAUUUAGAGUCGUUGUUGAAGCAAAGUACCGGGAGAGCAGUAAUGCGCUAUGUAUCGUUGAAGCUGCCGAAAAUACGACAGAAGAAGAAGAUGAAGCCGAACGUCAUUCAGGACUUGUUCCGCCCGAAUAUCAGCAUGCGUGGGAUGUGGUGCAGCAUGUGAAUUUGAAUACAGAAACGUCUUAUUUUACAGCUAUUUAAAUUUACCAUAAUGUUGCUACUUGCCAUGAAGUUUUGUGAGUAAUCAUUUGAAGUCGUGUUAUAAUUUUAAAUUAGUUUCUCUCUGAUAUAUCUACUCAGCUCGCGAUUUUUAGUUUACAACGCCUGCCAAUUCACAGGAGUAUCUCAGGGUUCGCAAUGGGACAUCCUAGUCUGGAUAGGAUCAUUGAACUGCAGAAAAAUCCAGCCAAUAUUAGAAACCUUUGCAUUUUGGCACAUGUUGACCACGGUAAAACUACUCUUGCGGAUUGCUUAGUGGCAAGCAAUGGUAUCAUAUCAAGUCGCCAGGCAGGGAAGCUAAGGUAUCUGGACAGCAGAGAGGAUGAACAGAUCAGAGGAAUUACCAUGAAGUCCAGCGCCAUCUCACUUCAUUACCAAGAGGGUGAUAAAAAUUUCUUACUGAAUUUGAUUGACUCUCCGGGGCACGUCGACUUCUCCUCUGAGGUUUCUACUGCUGUCCGUUUGUGUGAUGGUGCUAUUGUUGUUGUUGAUGCUGUGGAGGGAGUCUGUCCACAGACGCAGGUCGUGCUGCGGCAGGCUUGGUUGGAGAACAUCAGGCCAGUUCUGGUUAUUAAUAAAAUAGACAGACUUAUCAUGGAGCUGAAGUUUACCCCUCAGGAGGCUUAUGCCCACUUGCAAAACAUCAUGGAACAGGUGAAUGCGGUCACAGGAACUUUGUUCACAUCCAGCGUGAUGGAGGAGCAAGCAGAAAAAAUAAAAGGGGACCAAGGGAGUGAGACACAGCAUGGAGAGCAAGUGUAUGAUUGGAGUGCAGGCCUCGAGGAGGUUGAUGACUCUCAUCUCUACUUCUCUCCUGACCAAGGAAAUGUGGUCUUUGCCAGUGCCCUUGACGGAUGGGGCUUCAGCAUCCAACAUUUUGCCCUCAUGUACAGUGAGAGGAUGGGCAUUAAUCCAGAGGUGCUUCUCAAAACCCUUUGGGGGGAUUUCUACCUUAAUGCGAAAGCUAAGAAGAUCAUGAAGGGAGCUCAGGUUAAAGGCAAGAAGCCACUCUUUGUGCAACUUGUCCUGGAUAACAUUUGGAGUUUAUAUGAUGCUGUUGUUACUCGCAGAGACAAAGAGAAGGUUGAGAAGGUGCUGGCAUCUCUUGACGUCAAGGUGAUGGCCAGGGAUUCUCGUCACUCUGACCCUAAAGUCCUCCUCUCUGCUAUAUGCAGCCAGUGGUUACCAGUGUCUCAGGCUGUCCUAUCAAUGGUCUGUAAUAAGCUUCCGAGUCCAUUACACAUAGCAGCAGAGAGGGUGGAGAAGUUGAUGAGUGUUGGUGUGCGUCGAUUUGACACCUUGCCUGAGAGGACGCAGGAACUGAAAAAUGCAUUUCUCCAGUGCUCAAGCAAUGAAAAUGCUCCGGUUAUAGUUUUUGUAUCCAAGAUGUUUGCUGUGGACACACAAGCCUUGCCUGAGAACAAACAAAGACCCUUGACUCAGGAAGAGAUUGCCCAGCGCAGGGAACUCGCGAGGCAAAGACAUGCGGAAAGGAUGGCAGCUGAACAGAUUGCGACUGUUGGACAGCAAAACCACUCAGUGAAUAAUCCUGUGGAUAUUCAGGCAAGAGGACAAUACAAAGACGAGAUGGAACCUCAGGUCCUGAAAGAAUCCAAGUCAGAGGAGCAAAUAGAGACCUUCAUAGCAUUUGCCAGGGUAUACAGCGGGGUCGUGAAGAAAGGACAAAGAAUAUUUAUCCUCGGCCCAAAGUAUGAUCCUGCCCAGGGCCUGAGCAUGCUGCCUGAGCAAUGCAGUCCUUCUGACAGUUUACCUGAGGUGCCUCAUCUGUCCUGUUGUUUCAUUGAAAACAUUUACCUGCUCAUGGGCAGAGAACUGGAAGAGCUAGAAGAGGUGCCCUCUGGCAAUGUGCUAGGUAUUAAAGGUCUAGAAGACGUUGUUUUGAAGUCAGCUACCAUUUCCACGACUCCUGCUUGCCCACCCUUCACCCCACUCAACUUUGAGGCAUCUCCCAUUUUACGAGUCGCCAUAGAACCAAAACACCCAAGUGAGAUGCCAAAACUGGUGCGUGGGAUGCGUCUGUUGAACCAAGCAGACCCCUGUGCUGAAGUGCUAAUCCAGGAGACAGGCGAACAUGUUUUGGUCACUGCUGGAGAGGUUCAUCUCCAACGCUGCCUGGAUGACCUCAAAGACCGGUUUGCUAAAAUUGAGAUCAGCGCAUCUGAGCCCAUCAUUCCUUUCCGAGAGACAGUGGUGCGCCCUCCAAAAGUGGACAUGGUGAAUGAAGAUCUUGGCAAGCAGCAAAAAGUGGCCGUUAUUCACCAGGUAAAAGAGGAAGGUUCUCAUGGUCGUUCUUCGGAGACCCUUGAUGUUGACAGCAGUGGUUUGGUCACACUCACCACUCCAAAUAAACUAGCUACUGUCGGCGUGCGUGCAAUCCCCUUGCCACAAGAGGUGACUUGUCUUCUGGAAAACAGCUCAGCACUCAUUCGAACUCUCGAACAAGUCAAUAUGUCCUUGAGGGAAGGGAGGAAUCUAGACAUUAGUGUUAAGACCUUGGAAGCCAUUGCUGACCUCAAGGCCCAACUGGAAAGCAUGCUCCAGGGAAGGAAGUGGAGGAACGCUGUGGAGCAGAUAUGGGCUUUCGGACCUCGCAGGUGCGGCCCGAACAUUCUGCUGAACAAGCUGGAGGGAUAUCAUCGGCCAUCUCUGUGGCAGUGUCUUUGUCGAGAAGAUACAUCUGGAAAAAAUGGAGCACAGGCGAAAAUGAUACGAGAGUUUGAUAACAGCAUCGUCAGUGGCUUCCAGUUAGCAACCCUGUCAGGGCCGAUGUGUGAAGAGCCGCUCAUGGGGGUCUGCUUCUCCAUUGAAAGAUGGGAUGUACAGUCUUCAAACUCACCACAUCAAAAUACCUUUGAAGAAAGUGGCACAUUUCAAGAGGCCUUGGGAGGUAGUAAAGCCCCCGAAAGCAUUAAUUCAUUGGAAGUGACUUCCAAUGAGCCAAGUCAAACCAAACGCUGUCAAGAGGCCACCCCUGCAGAGUGCUACGGGCCCGUUUCAGGCCAGCUGAUUGCCGCCAUGAAGGAGGCAUGCCGCCACGCUUUCCAGGCUCAGCCCCAGAGACUCAUGGCUGCGAUGUACACCUGUGAAAUCAUGGCUAGCGCAGAGGUUCUGGGCAGAGUAUAUGGUGUUCUUGGAAAGCGUGAAGGCCGCAUUCUCCAUGAAGAAAUGAAGGAAGGAACGGAAAUAUUCAUCGUCAAGGCUGUCCUGCCCGUCGCUGAGAGUUUUGGCUUUGCAGAUGAAAUUCGCAAGAGGACUAGUGGGCUUGCCAGUCCACAAAUGGUCUUCAGUCAUUGGGAGGUCAUCAGCAGCGAUCCAUCCUGGGUUCCGACCACUGAGGAAGAAUAUUUGCACUUUGGAGAAAAGGCCGACUCCACUAACCAGGCACUCAAGUACAUGAAUGCUGUCCGCCGCCGAAAGGGCCUCUAUGUGGAAGAAAAGAUAGUUGAACAUGCAGAAAAACAACGAACCCUAAGUAAAAACAAAUAGACAAACCAAAUGGUCCUUUCUGCUCCACCAUUUCAUUUUUGCAGGAACCAAAACGCUAAAUCUGUCUGAUUUGAGCUCUGAGCCUAUCCAAUCUUUCAUCGGGCAUGACACCACAAAUGUUGGAUCUCACCUGACUGAAGCAAUAUUUUUAUUGAACAACUACUUCCGUUUUUGUCAAAGGCAGAAUUGAAAAUAAAUGAACUAUUUUAAAAUUCAA